Gigantopelta aegis is the source of this 475-nucleotide messenger RNA. RefSeq lists its product as uncharacterized. The record is from RefSeq and is a predicted model, not a curated record. NCBI's taxonomy places the organism in Eukaryota, Metazoa, Mollusca, Gastropoda, Neomphalida, Peltospiridae. The coding region runs from base 149 to 475 and encodes 108 amino acids. The transcript has 2 exons.
CACAUAUAUAUGCAUGUAUAUACUCUCCCAAAAACGAAACGCAAAGGUAUAUUUCGUUUACACUAGAAAGGUGUAUUUAAUGGAUGAAAGGAAAUUGUAGGCCGCGAAAAUCAUCAACUACCAAGCUCCGGUGGAAUUGGCGCUAACCAUGGCGGAUCUGUUUCCAGACGGGAGAGACAAGGUCAGGGUCCUUGAUGCUGCUGCUGGAACAGGACUCGUUGGAAUGGAACUGUUUAAAGUGGGAUUUAAAACUUUGGACGCUGUUGACGCAGCUAAGGGCAUGCUGGCUGUAGCAGAAUCGAAACACAUCUACCAGCGCCUGAUCUGCCAAUACCUGGGAGAAAAUAAAUUAGGAAUUGACGGUCGUACGUAUUGUUUUGUAUGUCAUGGGUCAAAAUUACUUGAAAUUCCUGCUGGAUAUUCCAUCCAGCAAGCUACAAAUUCUGGCGGCCAGAAUCAAACCUUAAGGGACUAA